This is a messenger RNA of Desarmillaria tabescens, 7156 nucleotides long. RefSeq lists its product as uncharacterized. Gene Ontology annotation, biological process: monoatomic cation homeostasis. Gene Ontology annotation, cellular component: axon; cation channel complex. The transcript is spliced from 12 exons. The record is from RefSeq and is a predicted model, not a curated record. Gene Ontology annotation, molecular function: monoatomic cation channel activity. The coding region runs from base 70 to 6966 and encodes 2298 amino acids. Lineage: Eukaryota; Fungi; Basidiomycota; Agaricomycetes; Agaricales; Physalacriaceae.
CUUCGACUUGACAUUGAUGUCUGUGCUCUCGAACGCAGCUACGGACGAGUGCUAACUCACCAUCACACCAUGUCAUCGAAGGAACAUGAAGAGAGGCGACGCGUACGCGGACCCCGAAGGCUGUUUUCUACCGACUCAACCAAAACAUCGUCGUCUCGUCGGUCUUCGUCUGAUGUUUCUCUCUCUGAUGAUGAUACUCGAAGGCACUAUGCGGGGGGGCAAUCCAAGUUCUCCCCAAUGUCCCAGCUGGAUGAAGUGCCGUUGGAGGAGCACGAAGGGUGGAUGAGGCAGGGUAUGGUUGAGUCACCCCUCAGUACCCCAGAGAAUCUAUUUGACGACGUGCCGUUACCUCGCUCUGAAAGUCCCAAACCAGCAAAGCCCAAGCUCGAAAUUCGGACUGGCCCGUCACUACUGGCAAAGGCGUCCGCUAGCUCUGACAACGGCACUCUUCCAUCUCCAGGAGCAGCGCGGUGGGACCGUAUUCGCCAGCACGUUUUACCCCCAUCUGCAGCUUCCUCCGGCGCUUCGAGAACCUCAUCUUCACAUGUGACAUCUUCCUCGUCCUCCUCUUCGCAGAAUGUUUCCCGUGCGCCCACUCCCAAGGCAUCCCGAUUUGUUCAGAGACUAGGAUUCAAGCAGGUCGUUGAACAUGCCAGAGAAGUUAUCGUGGAUGACAAUCGCAAAUUCUCCUACGAGCUACAGAAGGUAUGCUGGCUGGCCAGACAUGAUGAACCAUCCUCCGCAGUGAGAAUCGAGCAACAUGGGACGCCCUACCUCCCCUUCAUGUCCAGCACCUCCCUCAAUAUGCAUGCACCCUCCAUGUCUAUGAGCCAGUCUAACAAGAAGCACGACAUGCGUCGCCAGUCUAUGCAAUCUUUAUCUUCCUCCCCUCAGAGUACGGCAUCCCUGAAGCAGCUUUAUCACGUAUUAUUACUUCACUCAACGCCGACCCCCGACGGUAGGGAGCCGGCACCACAGCUUCCGCUUGAGAAUUUUGUCCUAUCCACACUGCUAAUCCCAUUUCUCACCCUCGAGAAAAAUAAUCGUCUUGAUGAGGAAAGGUGGUUUGCCAUUGAAGCAUUUGAGAUUAUUCGGAAAACCUGGAAUCCUUUAGAUGAGAUUGCAGGUGUGGAAAGAAGCAUGUGGUGUAUCAAGGCGGCCCUUAUCCCCCCUGCUCCCAUUCGCAUACGGCUCCUUACAUCGCUGUGGCACCUAACUAUUCCUCCGGAAAGUUUUUCCCUUGCGACCUCACCUACCACUCUGCAGGGACUUUGUCAAGGCCUGUUUUCUCUUCUUCCUUGGGUGCAGCUGCAUACGGAAGAAGGCAAACUGUUGACUCAAAUCAUACACCAAGUCCGUACUGGGUCGUGCGGCAAAAUGCACAAAGCGUCAAUUGAAAGCGAAUAUAGUGCGUCCCUUGUCAGCAGCGACACUUUACAAACCAUUCGCGACGCGCUCGUCCUCGAAGCUCUCGGAAAGUGCAUGGAAAAUUCAACCGAUGCUGACAGGCGAUGGCUACUAGUGAAUUUCUUAGAGGAACAGUGGCCCAUACCCCCCCGGGAUUUGGCGCUUUCACCUGUCCUGGAAGCCAUAUAUUCACGCAAAUUGAACGUGUUCACGCGCGUAUUCUGCUCACUGCUAGAAUCCACGUCCCCAGAAAGCAACAGGCGAGCGAAUGACGCUCAACAUGUAAUCAAGUUCCUACAGACACGGGUGAUUCCAGAGUUGGAUCGGCUUUCAGCAAAUAACCUUGAGGCAAAACGUAAUGUUAUAAAAUGUACCUUGGUUAUGUUAAUGGCUGAAGAUAUGAACGAUGUUGGUCGUUGGUGUAUAUCUGCCAUACGUUGUUGGUAUCGAGAUGCGGGUAGCUGGAAAGAUAAUUUCGAAGAGGGAUUGAAGCUUGUUAUUUCUGAAGGGCAAUGGCAGCCCGUCAUCAUUAUCUUAACUUCGUUGGCUGAAGUACUGCCGCAAGAUGUUCGGAAGCCAGUAAUAGCGUUUAUGCUACCGCCAUUGUAUGACCGUUUAGUUGAUAAUCCUCCGCCACUUCCUUGUCUUCCCCUCACCACUCUGUUCAAUGGCUUAUCACAGGCUUAUCCUCAGAUCUUCUAUAAACCCCUUUUUCUUUGUGCGGCAUCUGUCAAAGAAGUCGCUGUUGUCAACCAUCUCUGUACGAUCACAAUAAUAUCAAGGUUUCUUCCCGACUUUUGGGUCCGUGAUGCAGAGAUGAUAUCUGUCGCGGUCAUGAGUGACAUUGGGGGUAGCGGUGAUGCUAAUGGCAAGGGAAAAGCAAAGGAGGGUGCAUGGGGAAAUGCCCGUCUCGGACAGUCUGUGCUGCUGGUUGAGCUAAUAGGAAAGGUACAAGGUAUAAGGCGGGAGAAGGAGAAUACCUCGGUCAGCUCGAUUUCGGAAGUUGCUCUACUCGAGAUGAUCAAAUUCGCUGUUGAGCUAGAGGCACGCUUGGCCCUGAUGCUCCAGGCAAAGGAACGUACAUUCAUGGUGCCACCGUCUCAGCGACUAUUGUUUUGCGUUCUGUUCCGAGAAAUAAGACUGUUAACACGUUCGAUGAAAGGUGCUCCUUGGUUACCUCAGAUCAUCUCAUGGUACACCGCUUACCAUAAUGACCCUGAGCAAGAUGCUUUCAAUGACGAAGUCAACGAUGCAGUCACCAUUAUUCAAUCUCUUUUCGUUAUGGCACAGGAUGUUCAUUCCCAUAAGCGCCGUAGCACUAGGUUGUUAUCCUUUGCACUUGACCCUGCUACUCCCGGCGCCAACAACGGAUCGGAAAUUUUGACUGUUUUAAGUCAGCAGUCUAAACUAAUCAAGUCCUUGUCAAAAGGCUAUGUUUCCCGGGCAAUGAAGCUUUUGGUGACCAUAUCUCUCCUGCUGACACCAGAAAAUCUGCGACGAAUAGGGCCUAUUGUAUGGCAGCAUUACUUAGACGGAGCUGAAGCUUCCGUCCUAGCGUCGGCAUGCUACUUAAUUAUGCAAUGUGCCGAGAAAACUUCUGUCGAUCUUCAAUCCGUGAUAGAAAAAGAUUUGACUAGUGCGGACCACAGUACAAAGCUCAAGGCUGUACGUCGCAUGAGCACGUUGUCAAACUGGCGCUUCCAGAUAGCAUCACAGCAUGUCGUAUCUGAUCGUCAGCACCGUCCUUUCAAAUUGGCUCGGGGACCACUUCCUUUUAUUGCAACAGACAUGGGGUCGAGCCAGUACGUUCGAGAUGACGAUUAUCUGGAGACAAAAGACAACCUUCCUUUGGAAAUGAGGAAACGUUUGGCCGAGAUAGGGUGGGUCGAAGACGACACUCCCAUCAAUCAGCAGAUGGAAUGGAUACGUACACCUAUGUCGCUACUCCCGGUUCAACAACUGGACCGCUUGGACUUUUCGAAUACGGAGAGUUUCCCGUCGUCGCCUGUCGUCAGCCCAGCAUCUUCUCCUCAGAAGGGGUCACCCACCCUUGGAGACGCAUCUGACGAAGUCGCUCUUCUCCGGCGCAAUUCGAGCUCUGGUGGUCCUAUGUAUGGCGUAAAACGAAGGGCAGUAUUUGUGCCAACGUUAACCCGUAUUUUUCCUGUUCUCGCCUCUAUGGCGUUCGAUGACGACUUCAUUAUUGCAUGCAGUGCCCGCAGCGCCGUUGUUGACCUGAUGCGCAACGAUGCUGCAUUGUUGGCCAGACCGGUUUUGGAUCUUCUUGUGGAAGGUUCAAAGAAUGUAUUAGCUGCAGUCGACUCUCUUCGUGCUCUGCUUCACGUACAACAGAAUCUUCCCCCCUCCAUGGCUCAUCAUGUUUUCAAUUAUCUGGCCGGAUUUCUGAAGCAUAAUGCGAAGAACGCUAUGACGGAAGAAGCACUAUUUGAAUACGCUCACAUCAUUCCUAUAAUCGCGAAGUUGGUUCCGCAAGUCAGUGACUUAUCGUUGCGAGACUUCCGAAGAGCCAAAAUCGAUGCUUAUUUUGUUCCUUCCGGUGCCUUGUGGUUCCCUCCUAACCCUAACCCUUUCAUGUUCCCCGACUCUGCAGGAGGAACCAAGAAUCAUUCGGGAGAGAUUUCUCCCCGUCUUAUUGCCGUGACCAUGAUUCGCAUCUCUCAAAACAUUCUCUUUCUUGACUUGCUCAAGCAAAAUCCUCAGGAUGUUCAACUGGUCAGAAAGAGCAUGUCCAGACUAGUCCUCCCUUCUAUGGAUGAUCCAUACGAGGCACGAGUACUUGAACUAAAAGAUUUUGUUCCAAGGAAGAGGAGCGGGAGCAGCAAGACGCAAUCACGCAACUAUAAAUCGAGGGCUAUUUCAGUACUUAUCUCUCGAAGUUACUUGCCACUUGUUGCACAAGUGUUUCGGUCCAUGUCCCGGCACUUGAACGACAGGAGCGAACUUGCGGUUUUGGUUGAUGGCCUGAAUCGGAUUCUGCUAGCUCAUGGCAGUGACAUCGGUAUUGUCAGCCAAGCGUUAAUUGCAUUCAUGGUGGCCAGCACUCGGUUUCACCGUCUUUUCAUAUCGCGGGGCGGAUAUACCCUCUUCAUACCUGCAAUCAUAAAAGUAUACACCGAAGCUGAAUCCCAUCUAGGAAUCAGACUUGCAAUUGAAUACGCCGUUAACAGAUUCUUCGCACACCACGGAGAGGCCUUUGUAUACCAAAGUAUGGAUGCAAUGGCUCAUGUUAUGGCCAUAACAGACAUCAAAGCAGAAUGGAUCGCUAAGGGUGUAUAUGCCCUCUUCUCGUCUUUGAGAAAACCGAUCUCUCCGGCUACUCAAGAUGCUGCUGGGAUCCAUAACUCUAACAAACUUCAAGAGCGAGAAGCUCUUCUUGUUCUUACCGCGGAAGAGAAGCCCCAAACGUUCUUGACGUCCUUGCGGCCUGGUGGAGGUCAGGGCAAAACUCCAAUCGCUAUUGAUAUACCCGAAGAAUAUGAAGCCAAAAGAAUGCCGGUGGACAAUUUCGUUCGCCUUUUCCUUACGGUCAUAGCGCAUGAUUUAACCAUUAUACGCUCUGAACAAUUCCUCCGAUUCCUCCGAUUCCUUACUCCGCAUCUGUAUCAUGCGUCCUCUUCGGCGAGGAGUGUCUUACAACAAGGAAUCGAAGCGUUGGGUAUGGUGCUCCUCAGAGCAUUGUCUAAAACCAAAACUGAAGCCCCGAGCCGUCUAGCGGAAGAGGAUUCUCAAGACGUAGCGAUGGAUGAAAUUCUAGAUCAGCAGUUGCAUGAAAAAUCCAAAACUCCCAGUGAUUUUGUGUCGAUGCGUCUUCAGUAUCUGUACCUUGUCGUCGCGUUUACUGGAGCUGGCGGACAUCUCUCCAUGCAAGCAUCUCACAGAAACCUAGAACUUGUCAAACUGCUCCUCCGUGAGACCACGAAUGAACUCAGCAACGCCAUUUCGUCGUUCCUCGCAGAUUACAUGAAAUCAGCUUUUGAGCAAGAUACUCCUCGAGAUCUCAAGGAGCUCCUUGCGUUCCUGAAAGAUUUGGCUCCUGUCAUCAGCUCAUAUUCGCUCACCGUCGACUUCUCCGGAGUAUUUGAGACCACGGGUCGCCUUUGCGCCAAUCCGCAAUACGCUAAGGAUCUGGCCUUUUCUCAAUUGGUUGUUACGCAGAUAUGCUCGGCAGGUCUCAAGGCAUGCGCAUUAGCCGCGACGGAGAAAUUGCUGUUCACGCUUCCUUGUCGGAUAUCAUUAGUCAAAUUGGCGAGCCACGCUGUGUGCUUAUGGGGAGCGGAUAUCAUGGCUGAGAUAGAAAGGCACAAGCCUACCUAUGACUUCUUGGCAGGAGUUAUUCUACCCUUUGCACUUUCCAUGCAGACAGCGACAGAAAUUGAUAUGGAUAGAGGACGUCUAGAUCCUUGGCAUCGAGAAGUCCACGCCCGUGCUUGGGUACGACUCUUGUCAUAUACUAUGUCGGCUUGUCAGAAGACAAGACGCCUUGCAGACGGAGGGUCAUCCCGGGAGCGUUCAAAAUCUCAAGAGCGCUCCCCUACGCUGAGAAGAAAGAAGGAGCAACUGUGGUCCUUUGUUACAGCAUUGCAAGUCUUGAAGAUUAUUAUAGUCCGUGCUCACAGAGAUCUGGCAUUCUCUCUCCCGGACAUGUGGGUGCGCAUCGCGGCAUUCUUACGAUCAAUGCUGUCAGAGGGAAACGCGGAAUUUGCGACAUUGUCUCGAGAUUAUUCUCCGUCUCCGUCUCCUACACCCUCCCCAAGAUCUAGUGGUUUGUUCGAUGCAACGUUCUCUCAGUCGUCCUACUUCCCUCCUUCGUUACAUCGAACUUCUUUGCCUCAACAGACAUUUUUUAGUCCCCGUAUGGUUGACUAUUGUCUGUGGUCUCUCUUCGAGUUGCUUUCCAUUCAUCGAACACCCCUGGUCCUGCAGAUGCGACUUUUUGUGCAAGAGAAGGUUCUGGCAUUGGAUCAGGACUUGAGAUCUCAAAACGCCUCUUCUUCGUCGAAAACGUCUCGGCCAGUUUCUUCAGUUUUUUCAAAGCCUCGGCGGCGCUCAGGUCUUCUAUCGCCAGAGAUUUCACCACGAAUCUAUCCUUCCACAUCCUUGAGUAUUCAAGACAGUAGCCUUUUCUCUCUUUACUCCAAUCAACAAUCCGCGUCAAGUCCCGUGUCUACGCCGAUAUUCCAAGACACGCGUCGCAUCGUCCAUCUUGGACUCACACACCAGGGCCACUCUACCUCGGUCAGCUCACGAGAAUCCGGCCAGUCCCAAGCGAAAACGACCAAAGUCAGAUCACUGUCCCUCAUCAAGGCGACAUAUCGUAGGAUUCGAAUCGUGCAAAGCUAUAUGGGUUAUCAGUCUAUGCUACUGCCUCUUCCUGGGGGAGCGAGUGAUCUGGACACAUCCCCAUCGACGUGGACGCAGGUACAGGCACUUCAGGAAGUUGUGCGUGAGACCCAGGAGCUCAUCGAGGAAUUUGAAGAAUCACAGACAGCAGAAAGCGAGACGACUGUAGUUGAUGUAGAUCAAUCUUUGAGACAUUAGUCUAAGUGUAUGGCGUACUCAUUUUGUAUAAGAAUUAGGACUUCUAGAUGUAUGUUCUUCUACCAUCUUCAAUUUGCGUACUGGUUCAACGUUUCUCAAACCGUUACAGUCAACAGGAGUGGCGUCAGCUUCUCGCGACCUACAUAUCGUACGCGCUCAGUUGUAAACGCAUUGGCUAUUGCUCUGAAGA